This is a messenger RNA of Anoplopoma fimbria (sablefish), 1558 nucleotides long. It is a transcript of the gene mboat1, whose product is annotated as membrane bound O-acyltransferase domain containing 1. Gene Ontology annotation, cellular component: membrane. Gene Ontology annotation, molecular function: acyltransferase activity. The transcript is spliced from 13 exons. NCBI's taxonomy places the organism in Eukaryota, Metazoa, Chordata, Actinopteri, Perciformes, Anoplopomatidae. The record is from RefSeq and is a predicted model, not a curated record. The coding region runs from base 1 to 1545 and encodes 514 amino acids. Gene Ontology annotation, biological process: lipid modification.
AUGGGUGAGCCGGUGGACGCGGCGUUCAGCGUUAAAACCACUGGAUCCGAGUGGCUGCUGCCUGUCAGUGAAUACCUGGGCUUUCCUCUGGAUCAGGUGAAUUUUUUGGCGUGCCAGCUGUUUGGCCUGGCUGCGGCCUUCUGGUUUCGUCUCUACCUCAGUCCUAGCCAUGCCAAUCCCCUGGUCAGGCACGCUGUGGCCGCCCUCCUUGGCGUUGCCUUUCUCAUCUUCUGCUUCGGAUGGUACUCAGCUCACAUCCUGACAGUGGUGCUCGCAAGCUACUUGAUCAUCAUCAAUGCUGACAUCAACAAUGUACACAGGUAUUCCAUGUUGACGGCUAUGGGCUACCUGACAGCGUGCCAAGUGAGCAGAGUCUUCAUCUAUAACUAUGGAGUUCCGUCCACUGACUUCUCUGGGCCUUUGAUGAUAGUAACCCAGAAGAUAACCAUACUGGCUUUCCAGCUCCAUGACGGUAUGUGUAAGAAAUCCGAACAACUGACUUCUGAGCAGAAGCCUCUGGCUAUGAAUGUGAGGCCUUCUCUCAUCGAGUACCUGAGUUACAAUCUGAACUUCCUGAGUGUCUUCGUGGGACCAUGCAGUAACUAUAAAGAAUACAUAGACUUCAUAGAGGGCAGACACAUCAGCGGGAGGCUUAGGCAGCACACUGGGACGUGUAACGGUCAGAACGGCUAUGAUAAGACACCGGACCCAUCACCUCUGAAUGCUGUCUGUCAGAAAUUGCUGGUCUGCAGCGGAUGUAUGCUGUUCUUCCUCACUGUGACUCGGUCCUUGCCGGUAAUUUACAACGUGGACCCUCAUUUCGUCAGCCAAGCCCCCUUCCUCACAAGGCUCACCUACGCCUUCUUCUCUAUACAAGCAGCAAGGCCCAAAUUCUACUUUGCCUGGACACUAGCUGAUGCAGUCAACAACGCUGCUGGUUAUGGUUUCUUGGGAAUGGAUAAAAAUGGAAAGCCAUGUUGGGACCUCAUGUGCAACCUCAACAUCUUAAAAAUUGAGACCGCAACCAGCUUCAAGACAUUCAUAGACAAUUGGAAUAUUCAAACAGGAAUUUGGCUCAAAGCGGUGUGUUAUGACCGAGCCCCUAAGCACCGGUUGGCGUUGACCUUUAUCCUGUCUGCACUGUGGCACGGUGUUUAUCCGGGGUACUAUUUCACCUUCAUCACUGCCAUCCCCAUCACCAUGGCAGCACGAGCUGUACGUAGGUCUGUUCGCCACUACUUUCUGGGCUUCAGAGGCUUGAAGCUGGGUUACGACAUCUUAACUUGGGCAGCCACCCAGCUGGCCAUCUGCUACACUGUUAUGCCUUUUCUUCUUCUUGCAGUAGAGCCCACUUUGGUUUAUUACAGUUCCAUGUACUUCUACGUUCACAUCAUCAGCAUUCUGGCUGCGAUCGCCCUGCAUUGGAAACACAAACCCAUUGAACCCUCUGUCAGUACCAAAACGUUUUCCUCCUCCUCCUCCUCGUCUCUGUGCUCAGCACAGUGCCAGCCUGUUCACUCCAACAACAAUGACAAAGUAGACUGAAAAUCCCCUCUUC